AUGGAGAACUCUACCAUGAAGGCUAUCAAACGAGUCUUUAGAGGACUGGUGGUGAAACCUAUCCCUGUGAAAGGAGAUGCAUGUGAAAAGAACAAGAUAUCUCAAGAACCUCAAGCUGAAGGACAAAGCACUGCUUGUUCACCUAUGCAGAAAGGAAGGCAUAGUCCUUCUCCUGGUAGCUCCUCUUCAUCGUCCUCUAGGACUGUUAAAUCUGAAUCACCAGGUGUUAGAAGAAAAAGGGUAUCUGCAGUACAUCAUCAGAAUGGACAAAUAACACUGCCUCGAAGAGCCCCAUCUCCAGAUGGCUUCUCUCCAUACAACCCUGAAGAAACAAAUCAUCGUGUCAAUAAAGUUAUGCAAGCUAGGCUGUACCUGCUGCAGUAGAUAGGACCCUACUCUUUCUUAAUUGGAGGAGACAGCCCUGAUAAUAAAUACAGAGUGUUUAUUGGGCCUCAGACUUGUAGCUGUGGCUGUGGAACAUUUUAUAUUCAUCUGCUAUUUGUUAUGCUGCGUGUAUUCCAGCUUGAACCCUCAGACCCAGUGCUAUGGAGAAAGACACUGAAGAACUUUGAGGUUGAGAGUUUGUUCCAGAAAUAUCACAGUAGGCGUAGCUCGAGGAUCAAAGCUCCAUCUUGUAACACCAUCCAGAAGUUGCACCUGCUCCUGCGUGGGCUCCUCUCCAUGGGCUACAGGUCUGGCCCGGAGCCUUCUCAGGCAGAGGCUCUCCAUGGGCCGCAGCAUCCUUCAGGUCAGAACUACCUGCUCCUCCAUAUGCUGCAUAGUAUAAAGGAUGAAGAACAGAUGUGCUCCAUUUGUUCGUUAGGCAUGCUGGAUGAAGAGAGCCUGCCUGUGUGUGAAGAUGGCUGCAGGAACAAAUUACACCACUGCAUGUCAAUAUGGGCAGAAGAAUGUAGAAGAAACAGAGAGCCACUUAUAUGUCCUCUUUGUAGAUCUAAACAGAGAUCUCAUGAUUUCUAUAGUCAUGAAUUGCCAACCCCUGUGGUUUCUUCUGUUCUCCAUGUGGUUCAGCAACAAACUCAACAGCAAUCUACAGUUGGAUCACAGAGGAGAACCCAAGAUAGAAAUUUUAACCUUACUCACUAUGGGGUCCAGCAGAUCCCUUCUGCCUAUAAAGGUUUCGCUGAGCCAUGGAUUCAGGUAUUUGGAAUGGAGUUAGUUGGCUGCUUGUUUUCUCAAAACUGGAAUAUACGAGAGAUGGCACUUAGACGUCUUUCCCAUGAUGUUAGUGGUGCUCUAUUACUGGCUAAUGGAGAAAGCACUGGAAAUUCUGGAAGUAGCAAUGGAAACAACACAAGUGUUGGAGCUCUGGGAGCAGCUAGUGGGUCAUCUCAGAACACUACCUCAGAAGAUGUUGUGGUUAAAUCCUGCUGCAGUGUGCUGUCCAUGGUCUGUUCUGACCCUGUCUACAAAGUGUAUGUUGCUGCUUUAGCAAGUAGCUGUUUACUCAUGUGGGAUGAACAAAAUUCUCAGGAAGAAAUUCCCUCACCUUCUUCUCAAACACAGCGGAAACUUUCUUUCCAGUUUCAGAGAAGGUGUUCUGAAAAUAAAGAACCAGAGGAACUUUCUCCAGUUUUUAUCCAAGCCAGGCCACUGCCAUCCAGUCACAUACACAGGCCAAAGCCAUCACAACCCACUCCAAGCAAUAUGAACAAGCAGGGAGAAACCUCAAAAAACAGUAUGACACUUAUGACACUUCACCUGGAUGAUAUCUCAAAGUUUGAUGGCAGUAGUAGUAAUAGCAGUGUAGUUAUACCAAGGGAGGUGUUCACACCAGUAGAUGAGAAAUGUUGGUUGGAUAUUAAUACAGAGCUCAACUCCAGUAUUGAAGACCUACUCGAGGCCUCCAUGCCAACAAGUGAUGGCACAGUUACAUUCAAGUCUGAAGUUGCAGUUCUUUCUCCUGAGCAGGAAGAAAAUUAUGACACUUAUAAAGAUGAUGUAAAUCAUAAUCAAAAAUGCAAGGAAGAGAUGGAAGCUGAAGAGGAGGAAGCUUUAGCUAUUGCUCUGGCAAUGUCAGUGUCUCAAGAUGCACUGCCAAUAAUUCCCCAACUACAGGUUGAAAAUGGUGAAGAAAUCAUAAUUAUUCAGCAGGAUACACCAGAAACCCUGCCUGGACAUAACAAAGCAAAACACCAUUACAGAGAAGAUUCAGAAUGGCUUAAAGGUCAGCAAAUUAGUCUUGGAGCUUUCUCUUCCUGUUACCAAGCACAGGAUGUAGGAACAGGGACAUUAAUGGCUGUAAAACAGGUGACGUAUGUCAGGAACACAUCAUCUGAGCAAGAAGAGGUAGCCAAAGCACUGAGGGAGGAGAUAUGGAUGAUGAGUCAUCUGAACCAUCCUAAUAUUAUUCGCAUGUUGGGUGCUACAUGUGAGAAGAGCAACUAUAACCUCUUUAUUGAAUGGAUGGCUGGGGGUUCAGUUGCUCAUUUAUCAAGUAAAUAUGGAGCCUUCAAAGAAUCAGUUAUUAUUAAUUACACAGAACAACUCUUAUGUGGCCUUUCUUACCUACAUGAGAAUCAGAUAAUCCAUAGAAAUGUUAAAAUUAAGAAUUAUUUAGAGUACCUUUUAAAAAGUAAUAUUUGGAAGGCAACAUCUAUUUUGGCUUGA
This is a messenger RNA of Anas platyrhynchos (mallard), 2628 nucleotides long. NCBI's taxonomy places the organism in Eukaryota, Metazoa, Chordata, Aves, Anseriformes, Anatidae. The record is from RefSeq and is a predicted model, not a curated record.